This is a messenger RNA of Oncorhynchus tshawytscha (Chinook salmon), 2017 nucleotides long. It is a transcript of the gene grxcr1b, whose product is annotated as glutaredoxin and cysteine rich domain containing 1 b. Gene Ontology annotation, biological process: sensory perception of sound. The transcript is spliced from 2 exons. NCBI's taxonomy places the organism in Eukaryota, Metazoa, Chordata, Actinopteri, Salmoniformes, Salmonidae. The coding region runs from base 531 to 1025 and encodes 164 amino acids. The record is from RefSeq and is a predicted model, not a curated record.
UGUCGAUGACAGGAAAGUUUUAGUUGGGAAAUAUUUUAUCAAGGCCUUGAGGAAAGAUUCCGCUCCUCCCUUUUUAACGGAACCUGCUCUUGCUACAAUAAAGGGAUGCUCCUAUACAACAGGCGCAUGCUUGAUAACAUUAUAAUAGGUCCUCAAAGUUGCUGAAGUUUUCAUCUGAUGAGAGAUUGUGGAGGUAUGACACUGGGCACAAGAACUGGUGGGUUGUUGAUCUGCAGUGACCUCUCAACUAUGGUUGCCUAUUUGGUCAUAUUUGACCAAUCAAUUAAUUAAUUAUGCAUCAUGGGGAUAUCAGUUUACUGUUUGCCUGUUUUAACUGUUACCAUGGCAGAACUUCAUUUAUUAUUAACCAUUUUGGUGUCUAGGUUUCUUACUCAGACCAUUUUGGACUUAGAUUUUACAUGUCAAUGAAAAUUAACAAUAGCAGAAGGGUAUGGCUUAAUCUUACAAGAAUGCAUCUUACUUCACUGAAAGAGAGAUGUUAAACAUGUAAAACACCCUCUUGCGUUCCAAUGGAGGGCACAACCUCAAGACAAGACAAAGAAAAGGCUCAGAGAACUGUAAGGUUUCGGGUGGCAUCUGCAAAUAGUGGUCGCAUUUUAACUGAGGUUUUCAAGGAUGACACAUUGACAUUGUGUGGCUCAGUGACAGACUCAGUUGACUCGGACUGCACCAGCAACUCGGAGAGCGAGCAGGUGAGCUCCCCACCAACCAGUGAGGCAAAUGGGCAUCUGUGUGGGCUGGUGGGCACAGCGCCGGAUGAUUGCGGGAGUGAUCCGGAUGACCUGCUUAUGUACGCUAGCACCAAAAAGGAGCUGCUCUUUAGCAACAAGCGCAUUAAUAUCUGCAGCAAGAAUGGGACUGUACGUGGUGUGAAGAACAAAGUCAGUGCAGGUCAAGCGCUGUUCAACAACCUUUCCAACCUCUCCAACGUGUAUACAGGUAACCUGCGUGGCAGCCGACCUCAUCUGAAAAAAAUACCAUGGGAAAAAGAUGAUGGGAACUGAGACUGGGUCUACUGACUCUGCUGGCUAUUAUAACACACAACCUGUGGUCUUCAAGAUUUGUGUUUAUGUAUUUACUUCAGGGACAGUCACACUAGGCCCAGUGUCUCAAUUACUCCCCCUGGUCCCUUAUGGUUUAUGACCUGAAUGGUUGAGAUAAUAGGGAAUAAUCAAGCAAUCCUAAAUCCAAUACAGUAGAGAUCCAAACCCUAUAGUUAUGAACAGACUAAUCCUAUAAAUACACCAUUAUUCUAGAGGCUGUGUAAAUCAGCUAUGCCAAACCCUGUAUUGGACAUGUGCUAUUGAAUGGAUGAAUUCAAAAUAAAAAUCUUAAUGUCCUACAAAUCUGUUUUUGAUCAGUAAAAAAAAAACACUUUCACUCAGAGUUUACAGUCCUAUGACUGUAAGACAACGUACUUCACCAAGGAAAAGUUAUCAGAAUGGAGCAUAAUAUUUCUUUGCUGAUGUUUAUAAAUACUUUCUAAGGUUAAAUGUUUUUGUAAGUGGGCUGCUUUGUGAGUGUAAAUUAGAUGAAAUCAUUUAAGACUGUAUUCUUGGAAGAACAAUGCAUUCGUUAUAUAGUAAAACCAUGCUUAACCAUGCUCUUGCGCUAUUGUAUUUUGAAGACUAAGAACCAUGUAGGUUUGUAAGUUUAUACACGGGUAAUAAUUCUAGCUUUUUCUUUCAUUUUCCAGAUGAAAUAUAUAUAUUUUUUUACCUUUAUUUAACUAGGCAAGUCCAUUUAGAACAAAUUCUUAUUUUCAAUGAUGGCCUAGGAACAGUGGGUUAAGUGCCAUGUUCAGGGGAAGAAUGACAGAUUUUUACCUUGUCAGCUUGGGGAUUCGAUCUUGGAACCUUUUGGUUACUAGUCCAACGCUCUACCCACCUGCCGCCCCAAAUAUGUUAUACUCAAUGUCUGUUUUUUCAUAUCCUGAUUGUAUGCUUUUUAAGACACAAGAUACAGAGAAUUAUACUGUUAAAAUCAAUCUUAAAUA